AUGGUCCUCCGAACUCCACCUCGACCUCCUUCAGCCAUGUUGUUGAAUGUGAUCGCAUACCUAGGUUUGGUGUCCCUAGUGUCGGCAUCCCCGGCCUAUUAUUUGCCUCGUGAACUAGCAGAAAGCAAGACAUCGACCUACGGGAAACAUGGUGCAGUUGCGACCGAAAUUAAGCAAUGCUCGGACUUAGGAGUCGAGCUCCUUAAAAAAGGAGGAAAUGCGGCCGAUGCUAUGAUCGGAGCUCAACUUUGCGUUGGAACUGUUGCUGCGUACCAUUCAGGUAUUGGCGGAGGUGGAUUCAUGCUAGUUCGAUCGCCCAAUGGGACCUAUGAGACCAUCGACUUUCGGGAAUUUGCUCCGGGUGCUGCCACAGAGCUCAUGUAUGUGAACAAGACCGGAUCCCCCUCUCAGGUAGGAGGACUGGCUGUAGCCGUGCCUGGAGAGCUACGAGGGUUCGAAGCACUUCACAAACGACACGGAAAGUUGCCUUGGAAAAAGAUAUUCGAACCGGUAAUCGAACUAUCAAAGGGAUUUGAGGUUUCCCGUGAACUCGCAAAAGUGUUGGCCGGUAACCUUACGUAUAUCACAGAGGAUCCUCUUUGGGCUGCCGUCUACGCGCCCAAUGGUAAGGUCGCUGUUGCAGGUCAGACCAUCCGUCGGCCAACGUAUGCCAAAACUCUGCAGAGGAUUGCUAAUGAAGGGGUUAAUGCAUUUUACACCGGUUCCAUUGCGAAGAAUAUCAUUUCCACGGCACAAAACAACGGAGGAAUUAUUACGCUGGAAGAUCUUGAAAAGUACCAAGUUGUCAUUCGAAAGCCAGUUCAGAUAAAAUACAGAAACUAUACCAUCACAUCUUGCCCAGCACCAUCUUCGGGCAUCAUUGCACUCUCUGCACUGGGAAUAUUAGAGAAUUUUGAUAUUUCGAAUUCUUCUAGUAUCAACACAACAACCCACCUGUUGGAUGAAGCAAUCAAGUUCGCAUACGGACAGCGUAUGAGUGUUGGUGAUCCCGCAUUCGUGAAGAAUGUAACCGAUUUGCAAACCUUUUACCUUCAGAAGAGUACAUCAAAGGAAUUGGCAGACAAGAUCUCCCUGAGCACUACCUUCCCAUCCUAUUAUUAUAAUCCCGAUAAUUACACUGCUCAACGGGAAUCUGGGACUUCGCAUCUGGUAGCUGCAGAUGCAUCGGGUCUGGUUGUUUCCCUCACAAGUACUGUUAAUUACUAUUUUGGAUCACAACUAAUGACGAAGGACGGGAUCAUUCUCAAUGAUGAAAUGGAUGACUUUUCUACUCCCGGAACCUCCAAUGGAUUUGGUUACAUCGCAACACCUGCUAAUUACAUCGCGCCCUACAAACGCCCCUUAUCAUCGAUUAGUCCAACGAUAGUUGAAGACAAUGAAGGAAACUUCCGCUUCGCAACUGGUGCAGCUGGAGGUUCGCGAAUUAUCACUGCAACCCUUCAAUCGCUAUGGCAUGUUCUUGAUCAGGGUAUGGAUGUGCAAAGCGCCAUCAAUUCCCCGAGGCUACAUGACCAGAUUGUCCCGCUUACCACAACGUUCGAAUACACUUAUGACAACUCCACAACCGCGUACAUGGCUGCGUUGGGCCAUAACGUGAGCUGGGUAGCUCCGGGGCAGAGUGUAGUACAAGGGGUUACUCGUGAUCGUAAUGGGGUGUUUGCCGCUGCUAGCGAUGGCCGCAAGUUAGAUUCAGGCGCAACCAUUUAUUGA
Rhizoctonia solani is the source of this 1731-nucleotide messenger RNA. RefSeq names its product gamma-glutamyltranspeptidase. NCBI's taxonomy places the organism in Eukaryota, Fungi, Basidiomycota, Agaricomycetes, Cantharellales, Ceratobasidiaceae. The record is from RefSeq and is a predicted model, not a curated record. The coding region runs from base 1 to 1731 and encodes 576 amino acids. The transcript is spliced from 14 exons. Gene Ontology annotation, molecular function: glutathione gamma-glutamate hydrolase. Gene Ontology annotation, biological process: glutathione catabolic process. Gene Ontology annotation, cellular component: plasma membrane.